Messenger RNA from Adineta steineri, 1647 nucleotides. Lineage: Eukaryota; Metazoa; Rotifera; Eurotatoria; Adinetida; Adinetidae. The record is from the annotation of a GenBank genome assembly.
AUGGAACCAAUAACUGCACAUAAUUCCCUUACUGAAAGUACAAAGUUUAACUUGCCAACUUCAAAUGAAGAUUCUGACUUUACUCAGAAAAAUAAUCAUAUUGCUUACAUUGCAUUUGGCUCCAAUGAAGGUAAUCAAACUAGAAACAUCAAUGAAGCGUUAGAUUAUUUGGAAACAGCCAAAAUUAAUGUUGUAUCUACAUCUUCCUUAUAUAUAUCUAAACCAAUGUAUUACAAGGAUCAACCGGAUUUUUUCAACGGAGUUGUUAAAGUUUCGUUCAAGGAUCUUUCUCCACAUGAUUUAUGGAAGAAGGGUAAAGAAAUCGAAUAUAAACAUAUUAAUCGAGCCAAAAAAUUUGACAAUGGACCGAGAUCAAUCGAUUUGGAUAUUUUAUUGUACGAUGAUAUUAUUUUCAACACCAACGAUUUGAUUAUUCCUCAUAAAUCCAUGCUGGAAAGAUCAUUUGUCUUGCAACCUUUAUGUGAAUUACUUAGUCCCGAUAUUUUGCAUCCAGUCAGUGCCGAACCUUUCCAUCACCAUUUGGCUCAGUUAUUAGCUGCCGAGUCAAAUGAAACACUUCAAGAGUCAUCUAAUCUUUUACAAAUUAUUCCAGUUCCACGAUUAGAACUAGACUAUAAUAGGAAUCCUUUGAAAUUCGACCAAUUGAAAUACAAUCAGCAGACAUUGAUCAUGGGUAUUCUGAAUAUAACUCCUGAUUCGUUUAGUGAUGGUGGUGACAAUUUUAAUGUUAGUGCUGCAGAGAUAGAAGCCACUGCUUCAAGAUUAAUAGAGGAAGGCGCUACUAUAUUAGAUAUUGGCGGUGUUUCGACAAGACCGGGUAGUGUUGCUCCAAGUGAAGAAGAAGAACUGAAGCGGGUUUUACCUGUUGUCAAAACUAUCAGAGAAUCAAAAAAUGAAAAAUUAUCAACAUGUCUUAUUUCCAUUGACACUUAUAGAGCUAAAGUUGCUCAGGAAUGUUUAGAAGCUGGUGCUGAUAUUAUUAAUGAUAUUUCAAUGGGAUUAUAUGAUCCUCAAAUGUUUGAUGUUGUUGCCAAGUAUCAAUGUCCGUAUAUAAUGAAUCAUACACGAGGCACACCCGAGAUAAUGUCUACGUUAACUAAUUACGAGUCUAACACCAAUGAAGAUAUAAUUGAAUACAUAGUUGAUCCUUUAAACCCUUCGUAUAAAAUCGAGAAUUGUGAUCCACAAGUCACCAAUUUAAUUAACGGAGUAUCUCGAGAAUUGGGAUUACAAAUAUUGAAAAGUUUUACAAGAGGUGUAAGAAAAUGGCAGAUCAUAUUAGAUCCAGGUAUUGGAUUUGCUAAGAAUUUAUCACAGAACUUAAGUAUCAUCAAAUACGCUUCGAAUUUCAAAAAAUACUCCAUAAUGGUUAACGAACGUGGUGAAGAAGAUGUUGAACAUUUUUACUUAAGUUUCAAUGGUUUAGCCAGUCUUUUCGGUCCUUCCAGAAAGAAGUUUUUGGGUACUAUUUGUAAUGAACCUGUUGCACGUGACAGAGUUAUCAGCACUGGAGCAGCUGUCAUGGCAUGCAUACAACAAAACACUGAUAUCGUGAGGGUUCAUGAUGUCAAGGAAAUGAAAAAAGUUGUGCAAAUGGGUAAUGCCAUCUAUAAGAAUAUUUAUUAA